UCCAUCAACAUCGAUCACCUCAUCUUCCUCAUCAUGUUCAUCCUCAUCUUCACCAAAUGUUAUCAAUUCAAUUCCGGUUAUCAAAUCAUCAGAAUCAUCAUCAGUUCCUCAGGUAGUCAUCAUGAAUCCUUGUCUAGCUGGUUCGCAGCCAAUCAACACCAUGGGCAAAGGUGACAUGGAUGAAUCUCUAGUCUCCAAUGAGGCUAUUCCAACAACCAAAUACGAAGAGCUUUCCAAUCUUGUCCAGACCCGAUCAUCUGUACGUGAUAAACUUUACCGAUUAGUACAAAAUAUUUUCUUCCGUUUAGCCACUUUAAUCUUAAUCAUAAUCGAUUGUAUUCUAACGGUGGUUGAUCUUUCCCUUGGAAACAAAGAGGAAUCACUUCAGAGCUCCAUUGACACCGUUGUCUUAAUUUUCGCCAUCAUUUUUUGCAUUGAAGUUUGUCUUCGUAUCUACGCCAUCGGGGUGGAUCAUUUUUUCAUCGAUUGGUACAAUUGUGUUGAUUUCGUAAUUAUCAUAAUGAGCUUUAUGAUAACAUGUAUUUAUAUCAUCAUUCACAUGAGCAACAAUUUCGCUAAAUUGAUUAUAUUGGCUCGAUUAAUUCGAGUAAUGGUUCUGGUUCGAUUGUUUCGUGUUGUCACUGAACCUAAAAAUAUUCAGAAAGGUGUUCGCUUGGUUGUCUCUGAAAAUAAGCGACGAUAUCGAGGUGAUGGUUUCGAUCUUGAUUUAACUUAUAUUACACCUCGAGUAAUUGGAAUGUCCUUCCCAUCAUCUGGAUCUUGGGCUUUCUAUCGUAAUCAUAUUAAGGAUGUCGCUCGAUUCUUUGAUUCUAAACAUGGUCCUGAUAAUUUUAAGAUUUACAAUUUAUGUUCUGAGAAAAGUUAUGAUGUCAACUAUUUCCAUGGUAGAGUUGCACGUUAUCCAAUCGACGAUCAUAAUGUACCUACAUUGGAACAGAUGAUGAGAUUUGUCGAAGGUAAAGAAUGGCUUGGACAAGAUGAGAAGAACGUAAUUGCCGCUCAUUGUAAAGGUGGAAAGGGUCGGACUGGAACAAUGAUCUGCGCUUGGUUGAUUUACAAUGGACAUUUCGAUGAGUGUAAAGAGGUUCUAGAAUAUUUUGCCGAUAGACGGACUGAUACAUCGGUGGGGAAAAAGUACCAAGGAGUGGAAACACCAAGUCAAGCUCGUUACAUUGAAUAUUUCAGUCGUAUUAUCAAUCAAAUGAAUGGUAAACUACCGGUUGAAGGUAAAACUGUCAAUCUUAAGAGUAUCAGUAUUGAAGGUUUAUCAACGAUCGGUGCUGGUGAUGGUUCAGAUUUAAGUGCUUCCAUUAUGAUUGACAGAUCGGAAACGUUUAAUUUAGACUUUGGUACGGAAACUAAUUGCACCGCUUUCUAUAAUAAACCCGAAGAUAUACUCAUUAUUACACCGAAAAAUUGUCCAUCUUUAAAAGGUGAUGUUAGAAUUAAAUUUAAUUGUCGUUCGAAAAGUGUUCCUAGGGCAUAUGAAGAUUGUGCCUUCUAUUUUUGGUUUAAUUGUAAUUUUAUCGAAGGUAAUAGUUUAUCUUUAAUCCGUUCCGAUGUUGAUAAUCCUCAUAAAUCUAAAACAUGGAAAAUUUAUACAGAAAAAUUCAGAAUUAUUUGUAAUUUUGAUUGAGAAAAUUUUUCUAUUAUUACUAUUACUAUAUUCUAAUAAGAGAGAUUAAUUAAUUUAUUUUUUAAAAUUUCUCAAAAUGAGAAAUAAUCAAAUUUGUUUACUUCGCAAUAAAAUGAAAGAAAUUAAAAUUUUAA
Molecule: messenger RNA, 1791 nt
Organism: Panonychus citri (citrus red mite)
Lineage: Eukaryota; Metazoa; Arthropoda; Arachnida; Trombidiformes; Tetranychidae
Product: phosphatidylinositol 3,4,5-trisphosphate 3-phosphatase TPTE2-like
Biological process (GO): transmembrane transport; dephosphorylation; monoatomic ion transport
Cellular component (GO): membrane; cytosol
Molecular function (GO): monoatomic ion channel activity; phosphatidylinositol-3,4,5-trisphosphate 3-phosphatase activity
Source: RefSeq, a predicted model, not a curated record